Hydra vulgaris (swiftwater hydra) is the source of this 1422-nucleotide messenger RNA. RefSeq names its product ubiA prenyltransferase domain-containing protein 1. Gene Ontology annotation, cellular component: endoplasmic reticulum; Golgi membrane. Gene Ontology annotation, molecular function: prenyltransferase activity. The record is from RefSeq and is a predicted model, not a curated record. Gene Ontology annotation, biological process: vitamin K biosynthetic process; menaquinone biosynthetic process. NCBI's taxonomy places the organism in Eukaryota, Metazoa, Cnidaria, Hydrozoa, Anthoathecata, Hydridae.
AGAAUUAGAAAACAAUCAAUUAUGUCAAUUAACUCAAGAUAUAAAAUUGCUUCAAAUUAUUUACUUGCAACAAGACCAUGGUCUCUUUCAGCUUCUGUUACGCCUGCAUUGUUGGGUAAUUUAAUAGCAAAAACAGAAUUUAACAAUUUCGAUUGGUCAAUAUUUAUGAUUAGUUUACUCUGUGUUGUAUUUGUUCACUGUGGUGGAAAUCUUGUUAACACAUACUAUGAUUAUCAAAAUAAUGUGGAUAAUUCAUUAUCUGAUGAUCUUACUCUUGUGAAGAAAUACAUAGAACCAGAUAGUUUGUUUUGGUUUUUCAUUGUUUUGUAUGGUUUUGGAUCUUUUUUCUUUGUUACAAUUUUGAAACUCUCGAAUUGUGAAACAUCACACUUAUUUAUACUCUUUAUUAGUGGAUUUAUUUGUUCAUUUUUUUACACUGGAAGUUUUGGUCUUAAGUAUCAUGCUUUAGGCGAAAUUGUUAUUGCUCUGGCAUUUGGCCCAAUAAGUGUUUUGUUUCCAUUUAUUGCUCAAACAGGAAUUGCAAGUUUUUUACCUGUGUUAUAUGUUAUUCCUUUAGUUAUAAACACAGAAGCAAUACUACACGGCAACAAUGCACGAGAUGCUGAAGAUGAUAAAAAAUCCGGGAUUGUAACCGUUUCAAUUCUUAUCGGGGAAAAGUAUUCACAUUGGUUUUAUACACUGCUACUGUUUUUGCCAUAUUUUUUUGUCUUUACUCUAAUUGCAAUAAAAUCCUUUUUUUUUUCAAUUACUUUUUUAACACUUCCAUUUGCUCUUAAACUAGAAAAUUGUUUUUGCCAAAAUUUAAAAUGCAUUCCUAAGCAAACUGCCAUGUUGAACCUAAACUUUGGGUUUUUUUACUUAUGUGCAUUUGUUUUAGAUUUUUUAUUUUAAAUAUAUGAUUUUAGUAAAAUUUCAUGAAUAAUGAAUAAUUAUAGCAUAAAUAUUUUUAAAAUUUUUACUCUAUGUUUAUCUAUUUUGAAAUUUUUACAGCUUAUAGGUAUAUAAUUUUUACUAUCUCUGAGGGAUAUAAUUAAAGAGCUACAUAUUAAUAUUUAUUUAUUUUAGAAUAACUAUUUUAAAAAUCUUUUUACUUUAUAUGAAGCAUAUAAAUAGUUACAUGUUAAUAUUUAGAGCAAUUUAAAAAAAAAUUUUUUUUUUUAAUAAAGUUUUUGUUUAUAUUUAAAAGGUAUUUCUUGGUUUUAUAAUUUGGUUAAUAAUUUAUUGAAAGAUUUUUUGGAAUUUUAUGUGUAUGUGUGUAUAUAUAUGAAUAUAUUAGCAUACUAAACUUAGCAUAAAUCAUUAUUGAUGACAUCAUUCUGAAAAAGAGAGCUACUGAAAAUAAAUAAUUAUGGGGCUUUUCCUCUAGAUGUAAAAGAUUUUUUUGCAAAAAAAAAUAUUUUU